CACACACACACACACACACACACACACACACACACACACGAUGACUAUCACACAAAUUUGAUUUCUCAUCCCAAUUUCGUUUCGCAACUAAUCAGAUCAACCUGAACAACAGAACUCAAUUCUUCGGGGAGCCCUUAUCGCAUUCAAUGCGCAUAAAAUACAAUACCAGACCAGCGUAUUCUGAAUGACUCCCUCUGAUAUAGUAUAUAGAUGACCAACACCUUCGCCGAUCCCGCCCGGUAAAAUUCUGCCCCCGCAUGUGCGCACACAUGUCCCGGUGAUGGUGACGCAGUUGGACACGGGCAAUCUGCCUGGGAGGAGCUAGCAGCGCACUGCGCGAAUAGAGCUGCCGCAGCAGCAGAGUCAACGAGGGUAGCAGCACCGGUAGGCUACAGCGGGGCGACCGACAGACACGUCGAAAAGAAACCAGGGGUGAUCCGAUCCGACAGCGAGACACCGAGCCCUAGCCCUUGGGUGGCGAGAGACUGAGGCGGAUUCCCGAAUCAUGCUGUGACCGAGCCGGUGCAUGACAUGUAGACUGUUGCGUCUUCUGCGUUACACGGGGAUGAGAGCCGGUGCUGUGUUGAUAAGGAGCGACGCUUAAUUAAAACCAUUUUGUAUUAACUUUGCACUACCGCACCGAGAUUUAAUACGGACAUAAUCUUGGAGGUGACACGCCCCAUCUUCUAAUGCUGAGCAACGAAGCCGUGUUAUAGCAACAUUCCGAAUCCAGCCUCCGCGUUCCGACAGAAAAAGCCAACGGUGUCUGAGCGGUAUCUUUCUAUUUUUUGCUCUCUAAUCUGUUUUUGUCGCCGCUUUGGCAAGAGAGGGUCGAACCAUGACGAAGAGCCCGCUGUACGUGCGGACCCUUUGCUGAAUUGAUGACACAGGACCAUGGAUACUUGUCUCUAUUUUUGGCAUUCAAAUCAUAAGUGUCACAAAUGGAUGAAGAAAUAGACACCCGCAAAAUCAACAACAGCUUCCUCCGCGACCACAACUAUGCAACCGAAGCUGACAUCAUAUCCACCGUUGAGUUUAACAACACCGGAGAGCUUCUGGCCACUGGAGACAAGGGGGGUCGAGUGGUCGUAUUCCAGAGAGAGCAGGAGAGCAAGAACCAGCCUCACCGGAGGGGGGAGUACAAUGUUUACAGCACCUUUCAGAGCCACGAGCCUGAGUUUGACUACCUGAAGAGCUUGGAGAUCGAGGAGAAGAUCAACAAGAUACGCUGGCUGCCACAGCAGAAUGCCGCCUACUUCCUCCUCUCCACCAAUGAUAAGACUGUGAAGCUCUGGAAGAUUAGUGAGCGUGACAAGAGACCAGAGGGCUACAACCUGAAGGAUGAGGACGGACGCAUACGAGACCCCAACACCAUCACAAGCCUACGGGUGCCGGUGCUGCGGCCCAUGGACCUGAUGGUGGAGGCCACGCCGCGGCGGGUCUUCUCCAACGCCCACACCUACCACAUCAACUCCAUCUCCAUCAACAGCGACUACGAGACCUACAUGUCCACAGACGACCUGCGCAUCAACCUCUGGAACCUGGAGAUCACCAACAGGAGCUUCAACAUCGUGGACAUCAAGCCGGCCAACAUGGAGGAGCUGACGGAGGUGAUAACGGCGGCGGAGUUCCACCCCAACCACUGCAACACCUUCGUCUACUCCAGCAGCAAGGGAUCCAUACGCCUCUGUGACAUGCGGGCCGCCGCGCUCUGCGACAACCACUCCAAAUUCUUUGAGGAGCCAGAGGACCCGAGUAACAGGUCCUUCUUCUCGGAGAUCAUCUCCUCCAUCUCGGACGUCAAGUUCAGCCACAGCGGCCGCUACCUGAUGACGCGUGACUACCUCACCGUCAAGGUGUGGGACCUCAACAUGGAGAGCAAACCCCUGGAGACAUACCAGGUGCAUGACUAUCUAAGAAGUAAGCUGUGCUCCCUGUAUGAGAACGACUGCAUCUUCGACAAAUUUGAAUGUGUCUGGAACGGCUCAGACAGCGUGAUCAUGACCGGCUCGUACAACAACUUCUUCCGCAUGUUCGACCGCAACACCAAGCGCGACGUGACGCUGGAGGCCUCGCGCGAGAACAGCAAGCCGCGCGCCAUCCUGAAGCCGCGCAAGGUGUGCGUGGGCGGCAAGCGGCGCAAGGACGAGAUCAGCGUAGACAGCCUGGACUUCAGCAAGAAGAUCCUCCACACAGCCUGGCACCCCUCCGAGAACAUCAUCGCCGUCGCCGCCACCAACAACCUCUACAUCUUCCAGGACAAGGUCAACUAAGAAGAGGUCAACUUACUGACAGUUUGGAAAAAAAAAAACCUCCAGCACACACACUGUUUUCUUUAAUACUGUACACGUUUCAAUCUUGAACGUCGUCGAAUGAUGUUGAAACGUUGUGCGUUAAAGAAAAUAGCGAAACAGUCAGUGUGCAGGAGUUUUUUUGUCAAAUUGUCUGCUAAGUGACGCAUGGGCCAUCUCCGACGCACCUGCCAGCUGAGGUGUGCGAAAAAAAUACAAGUUUAACUAGAGGUCAACUAAGAGGACACCAGGAGAGACGAGGAUGAGGAUGAGGAUGAGUUUGAGGCCACCGGGCCGUUCCCCCGGCCCCCCACCCUUCAUGCAAGUGAACCCUCCCUGGUCAACAUGGUUAAGUGAUAAACCUGACUAAGUUAACAUACAGGAAGUGGUAAAACAUGCUAAUAGAAAGUCCACAGGUGUCAUUUAGUUGAGAACUCGAAAAUGAACUAGAAGUGACAUCACCAGGCUCUUCUAUUAAAUGAUUUACCACUACCGUCAAGGUAAACUUAGCCCGGUUUACUACUGAUCCGGGUUCUUGGAAUACCCUACAGAGGUGGCAUUCCUGGGUUUGGAAAGUAAAAUAAAAGAACUUGCCAUGUUUUGGACUCUAACACAAGUGUCUUCACUGAGUUUAGCUGAUCUACGUAUCUUGAUCUCGAGUGCUCAUUAUGCUGGUUACCUUUGAGUCAGCUGGGUCGAAGCUGGUUGGAUCAAUUUGUGGUAGAGUUUUUUUUUUUACUUUCUCAACCCAGGAUUGACGUUUAGCCCCCCGUCUACCCGACCCAUUCAUUCCCCAGCCCACCCAUUCUCCUACCCUCCAUUCCACCUGACUCCUCUCUCUCUCUUUCUCUCCCUCUCUCUCUCUCCACCCCCCCCUGCUCUAUCCCUCUCUUGCCUUCUUGAGUUGACCUAUUGGGAAAAGCUGCAUUUGACAGGUGUCAAUAUUCCCUGAGUGAGGAGGGGAGAGGGGAGGAGAAGACUGGGAGGGA
Messenger RNA from Engraulis encrasicolus (European anchovy), 3280 nucleotides. It is a transcript of the gene ppp2r2bb, whose product is annotated as protein phosphatase 2, regulatory subunit B, beta b. The transcript is spliced from 9 exons. The record is from RefSeq and is a predicted model, not a curated record. Gene Ontology annotation, molecular function: protein phosphatase regulator activity; protein binding. NCBI's taxonomy places the organism in Eukaryota, Metazoa, Chordata, Actinopteri, Clupeiformes, Engraulidae. Gene Ontology annotation, cellular component: protein phosphatase type 2A complex; cytosol. Bases 942 to 2273 code for a protein of 443 amino acids.